Messenger RNA from Cryptomeria japonica (Japanese cedar), 921 nucleotides. Its product is annotated as protein NUCLEAR FUSION DEFECTIVE 4-like. NCBI's taxonomy places the organism in Eukaryota, Viridiplantae, Streptophyta, Pinopsida, Cupressales, Cupressaceae. Gene Ontology annotation, cellular component: membrane. The record is from RefSeq and is a predicted model, not a curated record. Bases 59 to 853 code for a protein of 264 amino acids. The transcript has a single exon.
GGUUGCUGAAGAGGAUUGUCCUCAUUAUUGCUCUCUGAGUUUCAAGAACAGGGCUUGAAUGGGGUGGUAUGACUCUGUUCAGAACAGAUGGAUGGUUUUGGUAGCCUGCAUCUGGAUUGAAUGUUGUGGAGGAGCAUUUUAUGGCUUUAGCAUAUGUUCUGAGGCCAUCAAGACCCGAUUUGGCUACAAUCAACAGCAGCUAGAUAGCAUCUCUGCUUACAGCAGCGUAGGACUUUUUGGGGGCAUAAUCUCUGGCCUGUUAAACCAGUGCCUCCCUGCUUGGCUUGUUCUGCUCAUUGGGUCUCUUCUCAAUUUGGCAGGCUACACAAUUGUAUGGCUGUUUGUAUCUGGGAGACUACCAGUUCCUCCAUUGUGGGAGCUGGGUUUAUUUACCUCUAUUGCCAUGAAUGGCUCCUUAUUCUUAAACACAGUCUCAAUGGUGACCUCUGUAAAUAAUUUUCCAGAUAACAGAGGACUAGCGGUGGGGUUGAUGAAGGGAUGCAUUGGUCUAAGCAGCGCCUUUAUUUCUACAGUAUGGAAGGUAUUGUUUCCAGAUUCAGAUGGGUCUUCCUAUUUGAUAGUGGCCGCCGUAAUCCCGUCUGCAGUCACCUUUCUGCUCAUGCCAAUUGUGAGGAAAUAUGAAGCAGAUAAUUCUGAAAAUGGGUCUUCAAGAACUAUGCAAAAUCUGGCUUUGGCGUCUGCACCCAUGGUGUUUUUAGCAGUGUUUUUCAUGGCUGCACCUUUCUGGGAUGGAAACUCUUUACAGGUGAGUAAUCUCAUUGUUUAUGAUGUUAUUUUUUUUAAUGUAUUAUUAGCGACAGAAGUUUUAAAUUUCUACCACCAUGGGCUAUAAGAUUUUUUGUUUUGAAAGUCAACUAAGUAACAGCACUGGAAGGGAGGGAGUCUGGGUGGUUGAGCAGG